Brassicogethes aeneus is the source of this 774-nucleotide messenger RNA. NCBI's taxonomy places the organism in Eukaryota, Metazoa, Arthropoda, Insecta, Coleoptera, Nitidulidae. The record is from the annotation of a GenBank genome assembly.
ACUAGUUGUCCAAUCAGCUACAAUCAUGAACACAUUGUUUGUCACAGUCUUGACCGCCCUAGUGGCCCUUUCCGCCGCCUCCGGCCCUGGCGGCGUCCUCCUUAAAGGCCCCUCAGGAAUCGUAACAGGUGCCGGCCCAAUCGGACCCGCCGGUCUUGGUCUUGGCGGUCACGGUAUUGGAAUCGCCGCCCCCGUCGCUGUAGCCGCUCCCCUCGCCAUCGCUCGCCCUCUCGCCGUGGCCGCUCCCCUCGCCGUAGCCGCCCCGGUGCUCGCCGCCCCCGCAGUGCAGGCCGGCGCCAUUUGGGCCGGCCCCCAGCAAGCCGGGGCGGUCAUUGCCGGCCCCACUCAGGCGGGUUCCAUCACCACCGGCGGCGUUAUCGGCGGUAGCGUCGGUCUUGCCGCUCCCGUUGCCGUAGCCGCCGCCCCCGUUGCUGUAGCCGCCCCCGCCGUUGCCGUAGCUCACGGUGCCGGUCUGAUCACCAACGGAGGCGGUACGAUCGGGGUCAGCGCUCACGGCGCAGUUGUCAACGGGCCACCCACCGCCCCCGUGGUGGUGGCCGGGCCGGCUGGUAAGGUGGCCGCCGAUGGCUUGUGGGGGCCCACUUUGGCCGUUGGUGGUGGCGGUCACGGGUGGUAGAUGACUCCUUUCAGGCUGUGUUCGGAUUAUGACGGAUAAUUUAUUUUUUUACUUUGUUUCGUGUGUUGUAAAUACAAAAUCGACGUAGUUAGAAAUUCGAUUUUUUAUUUUUUGUUUGUAUGUGUAUAUAAAAAAAG